AUGCAUUUGAAAUCUAUUUGGUACCACCACAACGAGGCCAAUUUUGAGAGACUUGUCUCAUCCUGCCCUGUUCUGGAGGAGCUAGAGAUUAAGGGACGUGUUCGGUAUGAUGCAACAGUCUUUCGGGUGCUCUCUAGGGCAUUGAAGAAAAUCAGUAUAGAAUCAGUGUUUUCUCUGUCUGAUUCUGGUUCAGGAAUUGUGAUUGAUGCUCCUCAACUACACUUUUUGAACAUUGAUGGUAACUUGCCAGAAAGCUUUAUGAUAACCAAUACGGAUUCCAAUGUCAAGUUAGUUCUCCGCAUUCCUUCAUUGUGUGAAGCAAGCAAUCUUUCAUCACAGAAAAGUAGAUUGCAUAGUUUUCUCCCCCUGAUUUCAAAAGUCAAGGAUAUGAGCAUACAUCAAGAAACACUCCAGCUCAUCUGCGAAUACACGAAACUAGAACCGUUGCCUCAGUUUGGUUACAUGUCCUGCCUGCACGUAAUUCUUGAAUCUUCACAUUUGAAAUGGUUACCAAGCUUUCUUGAGAGCUUCCCAAACUUGAAAUCCCUCACCAUGGUUUCCUAUGAUGAUUCUGAGGAGCGGAUCAUGAAUCAUUUCAGUUUUUCACAUGUGCCUCAGUGUUUGCUAUCGUCUCUCGAGUUUGUUGGUUUAAAAGUGCGAAUCUGGGGACUUGCUGCAGAAAUGGAGCUAGUAAGGUACUUUCUAGAAAAUUCGGCACUUCUCAAGAAACUCGCUCCACCUUUGUAUUAUGAUGCGUUUCAGAUUCAAGAUGACUUCGUCAAGAAACUCCUCAAAAUCCCAAGACUCUCUACCAAAUGUGAAGUCGUCUUUCUUUGAUUGUUAAAAAGUAGAGACAAAAUCGUGAGAAAUUUUGUUAGAGAGUUUCUACACUCAACGUUAUGGAUUCUCUAAUGCAAUGGUAGAUAUCUCUCUUCCCUUUGG
Molecule: messenger RNA, 942 nt
Organism: Camelina sativa (false flax)
Lineage: Eukaryota; Viridiplantae; Streptophyta; Magnoliopsida; Brassicales; Brassicaceae
Product: putative FBD-associated F-box protein At5g53635
Source: RefSeq, a predicted model, not a curated record